AUGGAUGAAUAUGAACUCAACUUUCCUGAAUCAGGUGAUGCAGAAAUUGAAACGCUUAAACACCCAUUAGACGCCAACGUCAAAUGGAAGGACAAAAGGAGCGAUGAAUUGGACUUCAGGAUGAGUGCUAAGCCAGAAGCGAAAGGCCAAAAAGUUGAAACAAAAAAACGGAUGCUGAGCAAAGCUAAGGGGCUUGAAUCCAAUCCAGAAGUGAAUAAAGAACAUGACAAAAAUAAGGCCAAAAGUCCUCCGAAGUGGAUGGGCCAUUGUGACAACGAGUCAGGCCUCGAAGGCUCCAGGCGGGGUGAUGAGAUCAGUAACAUCACUAAGUUGAAAAGUGACAUAACUGGACAUUUGAAUGAGCUCCAGAAAGCUGCAACCUGUAACCAAGAUCCGGUUGCCAAGGUAAAUAAGAGUCAAUUAAAUACAAAGAAGGGAAGUAAAAGUACUUCAUGUGAGGAAAGAGAAGGACCGAAAAGCAACAAGGAGGUGGAACAAGCUGGAUCCGUAACUCUAAAGCACAUGAGUCAUGAUGAAGAUACACAGAGUAAUCAUUUUUAUGACUUAUACGAGGGACUUGGCGCAGAGGAGGAGAAAGUCGACACCAAUAAAAGCGCCUCCACCCAAAAGGGAGCUGGAAGUGAGAUAAUUUUGCAUCUAUUAAGAAGGUCUGCAAGCGGGCUAUCUGUCAUUCAUAACGUAAAUCGUCGCUUUUUGAGUUGGAGGGCCUCUGCAUUUCCCAAGACCCAACGCAACAAAGGCGCCGGAGGUCAGAAUGGCAAAAAUAACAAACGCAGACAUAAGAAUGCUUGCCCUGCCGGGGUUUGCCAUGAAGCCCUCCAACACAGGGUAGAUGAGAAUCAAGUAUCAGCUCACAAUAAAAUGGGUCGUGAAAGCGAAUGGAGCACCGACGCAGAACACGCAUAUGACGAAAUGACAGAAUUCGAACAGCAGCCUUCAAAAGAGUACCUGAAUGGAAUAAAUUCCAACGCGGAUGCUGAUUUAUAUGAUGAUCUUGAUGCAGAAGAGAAUUCUCACGCAAUGGAGUCCGUAGUUCACAAACCAAUACCAAAAAUAUGUGAUAGUAAAUACAAAAAUAUUGGAAACAAGCUUCCCAACAGUGUAGAUAAAUUAAAGGACAGGAAGAGUUCAAAGUCACCGAGUGCGAAAACUAACUGCCGAGAGUCCAGCCAUGAAGCCUUGCAUGAUGGAAUACCUGAUAGAGGUGGUGGUGAUGGUGAAAUUUACAUGAAUGAGGAAAUAUUUAAGAACCUAGCAGACCCAGGUAGAAACGACAGUCCUCCUCCCAUUCCACCGAAAAUGUGUCAGAUUACUCAAACUCAUAAUAAUGGAGAGAAAAAUAGUAAAAAAACACAUGCGACCGCAAUUCCCAACGAACUGCGCGGUGGCAUUUUCACUUCGUUUACAAGACAAUUUUCACACACCAGAACUGCACUACCAACAAAAAAGCAAAAUACCCGGGGCAAACAAGUCACCAGAGUGCUCGGCCUUUGUGCUAUGAAACCAGGACGUGGGAAGAAACCUGCCCGUCUCAAGGAAGCAAAAACACCUCAAAUGAAUGCAGAAACUCAUGCAGCGGAAGUGUUCAAUGGCAAAAUCGGUACCGAUGUUCCCAAUGGAGGAGAAGAUGAAUACGAAGAGUACUGUUAUGCAUCUGAAUUGGUUGAUCAACCCGAACUUGACCAACAAGUACAUCUAGACAAACUUCUCUGUAAUAAGGGGGGUUUAAGGUAUGAAUGA
Molecule: messenger RNA, 1761 nt
Organism: Echinococcus granulosus
Lineage: Eukaryota; Metazoa; Platyhelminthes; Cestoda; Cyclophyllidea; Taeniidae
Exons: 1
Coding region: 1-1761 (586 amino acids)
Source: RefSeq, a predicted model, not a curated record